Monomorium pharaonis (pharaoh ant) is the source of this 1322-nucleotide messenger RNA. RefSeq names its product alpha- and gamma-adaptin-binding protein p34. Lineage: Eukaryota; Metazoa; Arthropoda; Insecta; Hymenoptera; Formicidae. The record is from RefSeq and is a predicted model, not a curated record. The coding region runs from base 145 to 927 and encodes 260 amino acids. The transcript has 6 exons.
GCAAUUUGACGCAUUGUGAAUUGUGAUGCAUAUUUAUACGACCUAACCUGAUCUUUAGCUUGCUGUUGAGAUUAAUUUGCGUCUAACAAUCGCAAUUUGAAGAUUAUUGAUUAUUUUUCAGCACGUGCUCGAUUUCUUUCUACAAUGAAUCUACCUCGAGUACUGAUUGUUAGUACGAAGGAAGGGAAGGCUAAGGAAAUCGCAGAAAGCAUAGGAGCAGAACGUCUAUCCGAGGAAGACGAGAUUGUCAACUACUUAUGGAACAUUGACAACAAGUAUUAUACAUCACAAGUCUUGGUGUGUGCUGUAGAAAACUUGUCCCUUACAGUUCCAGUGGAAGAAGUCGACGCAUUGAUCAUAUACCACGACCCACAGGCAGAUAAGGUUGACGAGGAGCUGGAGCAAUUGGCAUCCUUUACUACUUUGUUGACAGCAGCGGAGGUUCUGUUGUUUUCCUGCAGUUCUAUAUCAAACUCGCCUUUGCGAGAUAAAAUUAUAAAUUGGUGUUUGCACAAGAAAUUUGAAUUGGUUGAGUUGGAACCAAUAGGAGAUUUGGAAUGUGAUACAGAGGGUAACAAAUAUGGCAUUGAGAGGAUCAUAGAAGCUCUACAUGCUCACAUGUGGCCUAAUAUUGUACUUAAAGACAAAUCAUGUACAGGGCAAGCACUGGAAGUAAAUGACAUUGAAGAGCAAUUUGAAAAUAUUCGAUUAACGCGUGAUCCUUCGGAAACAUUACGCAUGCAAGAUAUGCUUGAUGGCAUUAUGGGUGACGAAAAUGUGGACUUUGGGGAGUUGUACGGUCAAUUAAUGGCUAUGAGGGAACACGCGGCGUCCUUACCAACAAACGAAAGGCGCCUAGUGGCAGAACAAGUAGUCACCGCCUUUUGGAAAGCUAUGGGUGGUGAUCUUUUAGAAAUCGAAGAUUAAAAAGAUUCGUUGUACUAUAUUAGCUAUAACUCGCUUUAAUUUUUCGAUUCUGAAUGAUUUGUACGAAAUUUGUAUAAAGACUGGUGACGAUGUGCGCAUCAAGAAUAUGUAAAUGAAAGAAAGCGUUCUAAAAAAAGUUUCACAUAUAACUUAAAUGUAUAGUAUUUCAUGUAUAAUAUAAAGGUAGAGUAUUUUAUGUAUUGUUAAAAUCAUAUGUCUUUUAAAUAGUAAUUGAUAUGUGUAUUAACACUCUGUAUAUUGUAUUUUGGCACUUUCUCUAUAUACAUCGGAUCACAAGUCAAUUUUCAUUACUCUUACAAGUCUAAAAAUUCUCUCGUUAUUCUUAAAGUGUUUAGAAAAUAUUUGUAUGAUUAUUUAAAAAGUUAUAUAUAUAU